CUCCCGGGUCCCGGCCCCGCGAGGCUGCUGCGCCCGCUCUCCGCCCGCUGGCUGGCGCUCGGCGGCUCUCGCUGCUCGCGGGCCCCGCGAUCCGCCGCCGCUCCGCCACCCACCCCUCCGCCUGCCAGCCCCGGGGACCGCGCUCCCUAGCCCGGGCCGGGGGCAGCUGCGGGCCGGGGGCGGGUCCUGGCCCCCACCAUGCGGGCCGAGCUCUGGCUCCUCGUGCUGGUGUUCAGGGAGGCUGCCCGGGCGCUGAGCCCCCCGCCUGGAGCAGGUCAGGAUGCGGGCCGAGGCCCUGGAUGGGCCACCAAGGGGAUCACGCAGGGCUGGAAUCGGAGAGCCGGAGGGAGCCCUGGCCAGGUGUCGGAGCCAGACAGGACCCAGCUGAGCCAGGACCUGGGUGGGGGCACCCUGGCCAUUGACACACGGCCGGAAAACGGGACCAGGGUGGUGGAGGACAACCACAGCUACUAUGUGUCUCAUCUAUACGGUCCCAGCGAGCCCCGCAGCCAGGACCUGUGGGUGGACGUGGCCAAGGCCAACCAGAGCCAAGUGAAAGUUCACAGGAUCCUCUCCAACACCCACCGGCAGGCUUCAAGAGUGGUCCUGUCUUUUGAUUUCCCUUUCUACGGGCAUCCUCUGCGGCAGAUCACCAUAGCAACCGGAGGCUUCAUCUUCAUGGGUGAUGUGAUCCAUCGGAUGCUCACGGCUACUCAGUAUGUGGCCCCUCUGAUGGCCAACUUCAACCCCGGCUACUCCGACAACUCCACAGUUGCUUACUUUGACAACGGGACAGUCUUUGUGGUUCAGUGGGACCACGUCUACCUCCAGGGCCGGGAGGACAGGGGCAGCUUCACCUUCCAGGCAGCUCUGCACCAAGACGGCCGCAUUGUCUUCGGCUACAGAGAGAUCCCUAUGUCUGUUCUGGAAAUCAGCUCAUCCCAGCACCCCGUCAAAGCAGGCCUGUCAGAUGCCUUCAUGAUUCUCAAUCCAUCCCCGGACGUCCCAGAAUCUCGGCGAAGGACCAUCUUCGAAUAUCACCGUGUGGAGCUGGACCCCAGCAAGAUCACCAGCAUGUCUGCCGUGGAGUUCACCCCUUUGCCGACCUGCCUGCAGCAUCAGAGCUGUGACGCCUGCAUGUCCUCAGACCUGACCUUCAACUGCAGCUGGUGCCAUGUCCUCCAGAGGUUUGUACCAGGAUGCUCCAGUGGCUUUGACCGCUACCGCCAGGAGUGGCUGGCCUACGGCUGUGCCCAGGAGGCAGAGGGCAGGACGUGUGAGGACUUCCAGGACGAGGACGCCUCAUCCUCCCCCGACAGCUCCUUCAGCCCCUUUGACAGAGACCUCACCACCACUUCCUCCACCCUCUUUGUCGACAGCCUCACCACGGAAGAUGACACCAAGUUGAAUCCCUAUGCAGGAGGAGAGGGCCUUCAGAACAACCUGUCCCCUGAGACCAAGGGCCCCCCCGUGCACCUGGGCACCAUCGUGGGCAUCGUGCUGGCCGUCCUCCUUGUGGCAGCCAUCAUCCUGGCUGGGAUCUACAUCAACGGCCACCCCACCUCCAACGCUGCCCUCUUCUUCAUCGAGCGGAGACCGCACCACUGGCCUGCCAUGAAGUUUCGAAACCACCCCAACCACUCCACCUACACAGAAGUCGAGCCCUCGGGCCAUGAGAAGGAGGGCUUUGUGGAGGCGGAGCAGUGCUGAGAGCUCCAUUCUCCCUUGGAAGCCUAGGAAGGAAGACCCGGGACCUCAAAAAACAGGAGUCAAAGCAAAGCAGAGAAGUAACUAAUGUUCCUUGGCCUCCUCUGAACACAACCCGGAUGGGAAGAUGCGUCCAGAGCCCCCGUCUGGCCGUCACAUCCCGGAGGUCGAAGCAGAGGGCAGAAAAGCAGCCACGUUGAGUUUUUAAGGAACAGUAACCUAACUUCCCCCUGUUUAAUGCCAGGGGUCUCCCCCUCUGAGUCUCUCAGUGGUCUCCUCUGCAGCUGCCCCAGAGGUCCCCUCCCGCCUGCAGAUGGCCAGACGCCCUGCCCGGGUCACCUAGCACCCCUGCCUGUGACACGAGAGAACCAAGCUCUAGAAUGGGGCUGCCGCAUUCCAGGGUCCAUAGACUCAGGAGCUGGUCCUCAUGGCUAUGGAUUUGCUGUAUUUUGCCCCGGCUUCUGUGCUCUGGAAGUCUCUCCAUCUGUAUGGCUGCUCCCAGCCCUUUCGGCAAGUCGCUGACUGGCAUGCUGGCAUCAGCAGAAAGCCAAAUGGGAAGAGAGGAACGAACUUGUAGACAAAUCACAUUUUUAGGCUUUGCUCCCUCAGCUUGCCCUUUCUGCCCAGAACCAGUACUUCUGCAUCAAACCCGGGGGAAGCCCAUGCCUCGGGCUUUAGCCAACCGUGGCCCAGCCUGGGCCUGGCGAGCCGUGCUGUGCGCGGCCACCUCUACCGUGCAGGCUCUUCAUCCUAGUGGCAUAUUUGGUGUCCCCUGUAUUCACUGGCCUGGUCUUCUGUCAGUGCCAGUAAAUACCCCCAAGGGCAGGGCCUGCGGGAUGAAUAUCUGUCCUCAUCUGAGCUGGAUUUUUAUAGAGAGGGCUUCUUGAAACACACCCAACAGGGAACCUCAGUUAGAUUCUGUUGAAAAGCAAAGCCUCCAGAAUGACUGGGAUGGAGGAAGCUGGUGCAGGAAGUAGGGACUUUAGACGCAAGACCUUGGCCUGGAGAGCUGCUCUGCCGGAAGUUCUUGGGGGCAGAGAGUUUAGGCUUUCAAACUUAACCUGGAGGGAAUGCUGUCCCUGGUUUGAAGGGAUGGUUGGGGUUGCUUCUGAAGAGCAUUUCAAAUGAAAACCUAUAGUUUACCCUCAUUCAAAGUAAAAAAAAAAAAAAAAAAAAAAAUAGCAGCAGCAAA
Sus scrofa (pig) is the source of this 2899-nucleotide messenger RNA. The record is from RefSeq and is a predicted model, not a curated record. NCBI's taxonomy places the organism in Eukaryota, Metazoa, Chordata, Mammalia, Artiodactyla, Suidae.